GAGGCGGUCUGUGCAAGGGCCGGCCUGAGCAGGGGCUGCAGCUGGCCCAGAACAUUCUGCCCAUCCAUGGUGCGAUCCACUUUGUUUGGAGGCCAGCUUCCGAAAUGCACCCAGUUCUGAGUGAGAGUUCACCAGCCCUGGCCGAGGCGGGCUCGGAGACGCAGGGUGUGGUUUCCUUAGCUCACUCUCUGCUAUUUGGUUGUCUGUGGCAACGGGAUCCAAACAACUCGGACAUGUGUUUGUAUAAAAAAAACCGGGAAUGGGACCCAAAGUGGGAGUCUAGUAGAAGAGCCGCGGUCCCUCCAGCUACAAGGUGGGCACCAUGACCGAGAAGUUCGACUGCCACUACUGCAGGGACUCCCUGCAGGGCAAGAAGUACGUGCAGAAGGAUGGCCACCACUGCUGCCUGAAGUGCUUCGACAAGUUCUGCGCCAACACCUGUGUGGAGUGCCGGAAGCCCAUCGGUGCGGACUCCAAGGAGGUGCACUACAAGAACCGCUACUGGCAUGAGACCUGCUUCCGCUGUGCCAAGUGCCUUCACCCCUUGGCCAAUGAGACCUUUGUGGCCAAGGACAACAAGAUCCUGUGCAACAAGUGCACCACUCGGGAGGACUCCCCCAAGUGCAAGGGGUGCUUCAAGCCGAUCGUGGCAGGAGAUCAAAACGUGGAGUACAAGAAGACCGUCUGGCACAAAGACUGCUUCACUUGCAGCAACUGCAAGCAAGUCAUCGGGACUGGAAGCUUCUUCCCUAAAGGGGAGGACUUCUACUGCGUGACUUGCCACGAGACCAAAUUUGCCAAGCAUUGCGUGAAGUGCAACAAGGCCAUCACAUCUGGAGGAAUCACUUACCAGGAUCAGCCCUGGCAUGCCGAGUGCUUUGUGUGUGUUACCUGCUCUAAGAAGCUGGCUGGGCAGCGCUUCACCGCUGUGGAGGACCAGUACUACUGCGUGGAUUGCUACAAGAACUUUGUGGCCAAGAAGUGUGCUGGAUGCAAGAACCCCAUCACUGGGUUUGGUAAAGGCUCCAGUGUGGUGGCCUAUGAAGGACAAUCCUGGCACGACUACUGCUUCCACUGCAAAAAAUGCUCCGUGAAUCUGGCCAACAAGCGCUUUGUUUUCCACGAGGAGCAAGUGUACUGCCCCGACUGUGCCAAAAAGCUGUAAAGUGACAGGGGCUCCUGUCCUGUACAAUGGAAUUGAGUCUUGUUCUCCGCGUCCUCCCCACCCCUGGGGCCAGAGCGGCCUCUCCCCUCCGGAGCGCUCCUCCUGCCGCUGCCCCCAUUUCACGGUGUCCCUCCCCGGAGGGCGCCUGUCACCGCGCUAGUGACCGCACUAGGGUGUAGCCGCCCGCUUCGGUUCCCCCACCCCCGGUGCCGUGAGGACACCCGCACGUAGCUAGAGCCGCUCUUCUGCAUGCUUGUCCUAGCGCCGGCCAGCGCCGGCCACGUAGCUGCUUAGGGAUGCGAGCGAGACGCCACGGUGCGGGACCCCCGCUGAGCUGCGUCUCGCGACUCAGCCGGGACCCGCCACGUCCCCCCCCCCCUCCCCGGGGACCCACCGCGUCCCCGGGACCCGCGAGAGUUGCAGCGGUUGCCCACGACUUCCGUGAGCAGAAAGCGAGCUUACCGAAAUGCAUGGUUGAACUUCCGCAUCAGGAUCUCCCUUCGGUUCUUUUGUGCUUUCAAACGACUAACACGAAUUUCCAGAAAGUUAACAUUUGAACUUUAGCUGUAAGUCCCUCUAAACUGACCCCCCCCACCCCGCCCCAGUACUAACCUCCAUUUCCCCCGUGUGGCGUGUUUUCUGAACGUUCCUACUUUCAAGCGUGGAACGUGCAGGCGAUUUGCAAAGUGCAGGCCGACCCGAGAGAAGGAGCCUGUUUCACAGGAACAUUGUCACAGCAAAUCCUUCUGGAAGCUUAACAAAACUAACCCAGCUGCCCUUUCUCUGUUUUGUUUUGUUGUUUUUUUUAAUGAUUUUGUUUUAAUGAAUAGUAACAUAGUUUAUGGGUUUGGAGACUUGCAUGUCGAUAUUUUCGCCCCCUCAAACGUUCCUGCAGUUUUGAAAUUCAUCCUACAAACACUCGAGAGGGGUAGCUGAGCAGGCGCCAGGACGGCCACUGACACAAUAGGAUGUUUCCGAACAGUGACAAGUUGAAUCCCUUGUAACAUGGUAGCUGCCUGCUCUUGGUCCCUGUCGGUGAACAGGCCCGCCCAGUCCCUCCUCUUGUGACUCUUAGGACUGUCCCUCAGAGCUUAGCUGGACCUCUGGGGGAGCGGCGACCACCCUCACGGGCGGAACUGGAGCCGCACGUAGCGCUUCCCUGAGCUGCAGGCUCCCCUCCUUCCUGUACUCUCAUCGACAUUGUUAUAGGACAUAGUAUAAUGAGACAGUAUCACGAGUCAACACGUAAUGCCAGUGCAUAUGAACAUUCUCGUAGGAGUGGUUAGCAAAGCCGAUGCCUCAUUUCUACGUUUUGUCAUUCGCUAUUAUCCUCUAACGUUUCAGUGUAUCCUUACAGAAAUAAAGCAGCAUAUAAAUAA
Molecule: messenger RNA, 2544 nt
Organism: Zalophus californianus (California sea lion)
Lineage: Eukaryota; Metazoa; Chordata; Mammalia; Carnivora; Otariidae
Gene: FHL1
Product: four and a half LIM domains 1
Exons: 6
Coding region: 323-1165 (280 amino acids)
Biological process (GO): muscle organ development
Molecular function (GO): transmembrane transporter binding
Source: RefSeq, a predicted model, not a curated record